AUGGCGCAAGGGUACAGCGUCUUCGUCGGCCUCGUUAUUGUCGCAGCCAUGGCCGCCGCCGCCUGGUUUCUAUCGCCCAAGGGCGAAAACCAAAUCAUCUGGAGAUCCUCCCUUCUCCUAGCACUCGCCUGCUGUUAUCUCAUGUGGGCCAUUACGUUCCUCGCCCAGCUCAACCCUUUGAUCGAGCCACGACGCAGCAACAUUCGACCAGGUUUCGAACACCAUUGA
This is a messenger RNA of Colletotrichum truncatum, 228 nucleotides long. Its product is annotated as 6-phosphogluconate dehydrogenase 2. Gene Ontology annotation, molecular function: proton-transporting ATPase activity, rotational mechanism. Gene Ontology annotation, biological process: vacuolar acidification; proton transmembrane transport. Gene Ontology annotation, cellular component: vacuolar proton-transporting V-type ATPase, V0 domain. Lineage: Eukaryota; Fungi; Ascomycota; Sordariomycetes; Glomerellales; Glomerellaceae. The record is from RefSeq and is a predicted model, not a curated record.